AUGACUAAAAAUUGUCCCCCAGUCCCUGGCGGCCCCGCUAGUCCUGGCUACGGUGGGGCAGGGGACCAUAAUCUCCGGCAGAAGUCAGGCCAUCACACCCAACGACGACACUUGGCCCUGGUAACAUAUAACACUAGAACGCUGCGGACCGACGCGAAGCUCGUUGAGCUAGAGGAAGCUCUCAGCAGGCUAAACUGGGAUAUUAUAGGGCUAUCUGGAGUCCGAAGAGAAGGAGAGGACUCGAUAACCCUCAAGUCCGGCAACCUGUUGUACUACCGGGAGGGUAACAGUCCCAGGGUGGUAUCGGGUUCCUCGUCCACAAGUCUCUCGUCAUCAGCAUCGACGUCGUCAGGAGCGUGUCGAGCAGGGUGGCGUUAUACACCACACACAAACCCGCUAACAUCAAGGUAA
Messenger RNA from Melitaea cinxia (Glanville fritillary), 411 nucleotides. RefSeq lists its product as uncharacterized. Lineage: Eukaryota; Metazoa; Arthropoda; Insecta; Lepidoptera; Nymphalidae. The transcript has a single exon. The coding region runs from base 1 to 411 and encodes 136 amino acids. The record is from RefSeq and is a predicted model, not a curated record.